AUGUUAGCUCGCUCGUUAUCAUUGGUCCAAGGCCAAUCGGUCGUGUAUGCAAGUUGUGCAGCACUGUCUUCAACGAAGCCAACUGGUAAACGAAUCAAAACAUUCGAGGUUUACCGAUGGAAUCCUGACAAGAAGGGCUCCAAACCCGAAAUGCAGAAGUUCGACAUAGAUUUGGAUCACUGUGGUUCCAUGGUGCUGGACGCGUUAAUGGUAAUCAAAAACGAACAAGAUCCUACAUUUACCUUCAGAAGAAGUUGCCGUGAAGGAAUUUGUGGCUCAUGUGCGAUGAAUAUCGCCGGGGAAAACACAUUGGCGUGUACCAAAAAGAUCGACACCGACACAAGUAAAGUCACUAAAAUCUAUCCUCUACCUCACAUGUAUGUUGUCAAGGACCUGUUCCUGAUCUGA
Ostertagia ostertagi is the source of this 408-nucleotide messenger RNA. The record is from the annotation of a GenBank genome assembly. Lineage: Eukaryota; Metazoa; Nematoda; Chromadorea; Rhabditida; Trichostrongylidae.